Molecule: messenger RNA, 764 nt
Organism: Lutra lutra (Eurasian river otter)
Lineage: Eukaryota; Metazoa; Chordata; Mammalia; Carnivora; Mustelidae
Product: non-histone chromosomal protein HMG-17-like
Exons: 2
Coding region: 52-324 (90 amino acids)
Biological process (GO): chromatin organization
Cellular component (GO): chromatin; nucleus
Molecular function (GO): nucleosomal DNA binding
Source: RefSeq, a predicted model, not a curated record
GCGCCGCUACAUCCCUGCGUCCAGCGCUUACGUCCUGCCGCCGUCGCCACCAUGCCCAAGAGAAAGGCUGAGGGGGAUGCUAAAGGAGAUAAAGCCAAGGUGAAGGACGAGCCACAGAGAAGAUCUUCAAGGUUAUCUUCUAAACCUGCUCCUCCAAAGCCAGAGCCCAAGCCUAAAAAGGCCCCAGCAAAGAAGGGAGUGAAGGUACCCAAAGGGAAAAAGGGGAAAGCUGAUGCUAGCAAGGAUGGGAAUAACCCUGCAGAAAACGGAGAUGCCAAAACAGACCAGGCACAGAAAGCUGAAGGUGCUGGAGAUACCAAGUGAAGGGUGUGCAUUUUCGAUAACUGUGUACUUCUGACUUGACUCUCUUAAACCCAGAGACCUGUUGGAACGUGACCCCCAAGACAUGGUUCCCAGUAUGUCAGGCAAUCUGGACUUGACAAAGUGUCACACUGAGAUGGCGUCCCUCAAAAGAGUUCCUUUUUUAGCUCGUGGAUCUUCAGAUGGAUAAUCCUGCCAUUUUCAUUUCAUUUCCUGAAAGUAAGGAUCGGCUUGUGAAAAGUUGUUAAACAACAUGCUAAAUGUGAACUGUCUGCCCUCACUCUAAACUUCCCUGCUCUGAGCAUCACAUGAAGACUGCAUUGGGUUUUAUAGUGGCUUUCUGAUUUUGGUAGUCCAUUGAAGAAGGGAGUUUGAAAGUUGUUGUAUACUGUUAACGAUUGUCUGUCCAUGUCCUGCCUGAAAUAUCAUGAUUGUUUAUGAAA